ACUUAGAAUUUCACCGGCAGUAUCCUUCCACCUGUUGCCCUGAGAAGAACACAAAGGAGACGCGAGUGAUCACACACUCGGCCCUGGUCGAGCUGUUUCCGUGGAUAAAAUGCACUUUUAGCGACCUCAAUAGGAUACGCCGCCUCUAAAAGCCUGAAGAUGACGCGAUUUUGCUGGCUGCCGCUUCUUAUUCUAGCUGCAGGCUGCUGCGUGGCGCAAGAUCAAUGGAGACCAGUGGCUGACAGAAUUCCUAAGCCAUCAGUGCUGCGUCCCAGAUACUCAGUAUUGAGUCCAGAAGAGCUUGUGCAGCGGGCUUCUGCGGCUCGAGUGGUGCCCAACCCUGCGGACACCCUGAUUCCCCUAAUCCAACCUGUUCAAGUUAUCCAAAUCGAAGAGUAUCCAAGCACUUUUGUUGUGGCCGAACCCCUGCCAACCGUUUCAGCCGCACUUCCGUCAAAAGUACGUCAACCACCAGCACGGAAAGAGACCAGAUCAUAUCGCAAGUCAUAUUCUACAGGUCGUAGAGAGCAGCAAACCGCUGCUCAGAAGCCAAAGGAACAAAGUGCCAAUCUGAAGGAGCUACUCAAGCAGGCAGGAACGCUGAGCCUGAGUGAGAUCCUCCAGCAGAAAAACCUGUCCUUGGCUGACUUUUUGCAGGGGAAGAAAACGGCUCUGACAGCGUUGAAGGAGCAGCAGAGCUCGGAAAAUGAGGUGGUGACACAGAAGACAGCACCGACAGUUACUGAGGUUGUCAGGACAGAGUCAACCUCAACCUCUUCAACGGAGAGACCAACCACAUCCACACACUAUCCUGAGAUUGUGUACAGAGCACCCGAGGAAGAAGCCAAGCGCCCAAACAUCUACAAAGCGGCGCAUAGGACAUCAUAUCUCAAGCGAAGCACAACUACGCCACCUCCUACAUACCCUGAGGAGGAUGAAAGUGAACGACAUUGGCUCUCUGAAGAUGGUGAAAAGUCAGAUUCAAGGGAAGAUAUCUUGGAACUGUUGCAGCCUGGCAGUCCAGUCAGCUUGGCCGCUCUGCUGUCGUCCAGGAACAUGACUCUGGCAGAGCUGAUGGACCACAGAGAGCGUGGAUCUCAGCAGCAGUCCCUCACAGCGCUUUUUGCUGACCUAGCCAAAGGGGUGACUACCACCCGUUCGCCGAGGGUAGCUGAGAGUCCAAAGAGGAAGGGAAAGAUCAGUCGAGACCCCAGACUGCUCGACUUGCCAAGAAGGUUUACACUGCCACCUGAGGAGGUCGAAGAAGAGGAGCAGGAGGACCUGGCGAGGAACCACAACAAAGUCUCUGUUGACCACUACGACUAUGUGGAAGAUGAAGAGGAGGAAGAGGCGCCAGGACUGCCAACGGCUGUCAAAUCGGCCAUACUGGCGAGUGGAGGACUUUUAGGCGUAGCUUUGCUGCUAUUCGCCGCCAUAUUUGUAGGCUUCCGCACUUACCAGCGCAGGCAGAGAGGUUCUAGGACGCCGUUUAUAAUCAAUGGCAAACAUAUCCGAACAGUGAUCAAACCCGCUUCAAAUAAGGCAAUUGAAGACCCAAAUGACUUUUAGUUAAAAAGCCUGCAUAAUCAACAAUCCUCCCAAAAUCAACUAUUUUUAAGCCCAUUUUUCAUUCAUUGAUUAUCUUUUAAUGAUUUACAAUUAUUGCUUCAAAGUAAUCUAUAACGAAUUUUCUGCUCAAAUCAUUUUUCAGAACAUCAUUAGUUGGCUGUUGAUUUACAUGUGGAGGUUUUUGUUUCAGUUCAAAAUGCUUGAAGUGCUCAAAUGAAAUGAUGAAUGAAAAAUUGACAGAGCUGUAUGCUCCUUGGAACAAAAUAGGUAGACAGUGUAAUUUUGUAAAUAUUUCCAUAAUCGUUUACCACUGAUUGUGUAGUAUUAUUGUGAUAAGAUCGUAUGUUUAGCUGUAUCGAUAUUUAUUUUUGUAAAUUUUAAUUAAAUACUUUGCGUCUUUGAAAUUACUUAAUCAAACCUCAACCUCAUGUACACCCCAAAUAGAUAGUGGCAAAUAAUGGCCUUACCUGUACUGUUCGUAUGUGAAAACUUCCCUCAGAAGAUCACACGCUGGACCAGAUAUAUUCUACAAACACAGUUUAAAAAUAAAAAUAAAUAUUAAAAUGAAA
Cloeon dipterum is the source of this 2138-nucleotide messenger RNA. RefSeq lists its product as uncharacterized. NCBI's taxonomy places the organism in Eukaryota, Metazoa, Arthropoda, Insecta, Ephemeroptera, Baetidae. Bases 160 to 1569 code for a protein of 469 amino acids. The transcript has 3 exons. The record is from RefSeq and is a predicted model, not a curated record.